Molecule: messenger RNA, 3357 nt
Organism: Pseudomassariella vexata
Lineage: Eukaryota; Fungi; Ascomycota; Sordariomycetes; Amphisphaeriales; Pseudomassariaceae
Product: STU1 protein
Exons: 4
Coding region: 1-3357 (1118 amino acids)
Biological process (GO): mitotic spindle assembly; astral microtubule depolymerization
Cellular component (GO): cytoplasmic microtubule; mitotic spindle; microtubule organizing center
Molecular function (GO): microtubule binding
Source: RefSeq, a predicted model, not a curated record
AUGGCCGAAAAACUAUCCGAGCAGCAAGUCGAAGACUUGAUAGCCAUACUCAGAAAGGAUGUCUCGGUGGACGUGAAAGUGCAGCACGUCACGGCAGUCAAAUCCUCCAUCAAACAGCACAAUGUCCCCGAUCCCUGUGUCGCGCCCGUCUUCGAGGCGCUGCGAUUGGCGUCGAGCUCGCAACAUGCCGUCCUCGUCAACGCUGGCUUUACGUCGCUCAACCACCUCCUGACGCGACUGUCUCGCCAGGAGCCCAAGUACAUCUCCAAGGAGGCCAAAUACACAUUACCGCUUGUUGUCGACAAGAUGGGCGACCAAAAGGACAAGUUGCGAAGCUUGGCGAUCCAGGCUAUGGUGACUAUACAUACUGCGGCGCCAAUAGACGCCGAGCGGUUCGUGCGGAACACGGCCAUGGCAGGCAAGAACCCAAGGGCCAAAGAGACGGGCAUGCAAUGGCUAGUCCAGAUGCACAAGGACCACGGCUUACCGUUCCGGGCCUACGUCCCGACAUUGAUGGAGUUGCUAGAAGAUGCCGACGGCAUGGUGAGAGAUAACGCCAAGAUGACUGUCAUUGAGCUGUUCAGAGAUGCCCCGAAUGGUGCGAAGUCAGAUUUGAAGAAGCAGUUGAAGAACUUCAAAGUACGACCCGCAAUAGAGUCGGCUAUAGUCAAGGAGCUCGUGCCUGGACCUGCAACGAGGGUACCCGCCGAAGAAGUCCGGCCAGAUAUCGCACCAGUCGCCCGACCAAACUUGGCUGCAAGCGUUUCCUCGCUUUCCACGGAGCGGCCGGUAACGCCAAUGCCUGAAGUGAAGGCGGAUUCGGUUGAGCCUUCCUAUGUGAACACGCAGCGCGAGCUCGAUGAUAUCUUCAGGGACAUGCACCCGUGGUUUGAAGGCAGAGAGUCGGAGCAGAAUUGGCUGAAACGAGAAGAGAGUGUCAUAAAACUCCGGAGGCUCAUCGCUGGAAAUGCUGCAGACUUCCCGGAUGCCUUCAUCACCGGCUGUAGGGUCCUGCUCGACGGCAUCAUCAAAGCGGUCAGUUCGUUGCGGACAAGUCUCUCCAAGGAAGGCUGUGGUCUAGUCCAAGACCUUGCAAACACUUUUGGCCCCGGCAUAGAUCCGAUGGUCGAGUUGUUACUGCAGGCUUGCGUCAAGUUGUGUGCCGCUACCAAGAAGAUAGCCUCGCAGUUAGCCAACACGACGGUGGAUACAAUUAUGGGCAGAACCACGUACAACGCUAGGAUCAUGCAACACGUGUGGAUAGCCUGCCAGGAUAAGAAUGUACAACCACGGACCUAUGCCAGCGGGUGGCUGAUCACACUGCUAAAGAAGGAGGCACACCACAAGAGCCAUCUAGAACACAACGGGGGACUCGAAGUGGUAGAGAAGUGCAUCAAGAAAGGUCUUAAUGAUGCCAAUCCUGGCGUCAGAGAAAGAAUGCGAGCGGCGUAUUGGGUCUAUGCUGGUAUUUGGCCGGCGCGGGCAGAAGCGAUCAUGGAUGGACUUGACGCGACUGCACAGAAGCUACUCCAGAAAGAUCCAAACAACCCUAACUCUCCUAAACGGGGGGCCGAGCCAGUGGCUGCUGCUCGACCUGGUUUGGGCUUUUCGAAGAGUACCACCGGCGGUCCUCCGAAACCGUCGCUACGAGAAGCAAUGCUGGCACAGAAGAAAGCCGCCUUGGCAUCGAAAACAAGGAACCUACCAGCCCGCCCAGGAUCCGCCAUGGCAACUAUCACCCCGUCGCGGUCUGUAUCUAAUAUGUCGAGUUCAAAUCACUCAACAGCUUCUUCUUCUCACACAGCCCCUGCCGCUCCUGCUGCCCCAGCAACUCGCCCACGAGCCGAACCAUCUACAAUGUCCCAUGGCGGCAUGUCCGUAGCUCCAAUGCGACCCGCAAGGCGACGACCGGAGAUGCCUCGGCCCGCUACUGCCGGACCAUACUCUGGUCGAAACCGGGAUGGCCUAGAGUCGGAGCGGUCAAGUCCGGGCGAUCCCAAGUCCAAGGCCGUCACUCCGAAGACUAUAUCGGGAUCUCCUAAGAGGACGGUCACGAGAACGAGACCAGGGCACCAACCAACACAUAGUGAAUCCAGUCUUCCCACUCCAUCGAAAGCAGCGGCAGCCAAGGCGGCGACUGUGGCCUCACCCCGGGCUGCCGCUUUUGCUUCACCCCGGGCUGCUGCUGCUUCACCUCGAGUUGCCGCCGUUGCUUCGCCACGUGCCAGCCCGGCAAAAGCCAAAUCUUCCACAAAUGGAUUCAAUUCUAGUAGUCCUUCCAAGGCUGACGAGGAAUUCACUUUGUUGGUGCCCAAUAUGACCAACUUGACGGAGAACGCGAGGUCAUCUCCACCAAAGAUAUCACUAGCACCACUUUUGCCAUCACCAAUGCUAGACGAACCCGUGACGACAGAUGAACUAGCUGUCGAUGCACCAUCUCUGAAAGUUUACGAGGACCCCUUCACGGAAGACCAAGAAGCAAAGCCACGCUCAACAAGCAACGGGAGCCCAGAGCGCCCAGUACUCGAAGACAAGCCAGUUAAUGAAGAUGCGGCCAAUCUAUCAAUUGUGUCCGUUGACGCAAAUUCGACCUCGAACAGUCACACCCCAGACAAGUCUCGCCAAAACAUUCGCCUGCUUGAGAGCGGCAUGACACGAGUCAAAUCGCAAAACCUCGACGUUCAUGGUUUUCGCAAGUUGCAGUCCCUGAUUCGAGAUAACAAAGUACCUUUCACCGACGAAAAGUUUGAUGCGCUUAUCAGUGGACUGUUCGAGUAUCUCGAAUCUCCCCUAUCCAAUUUGGCACCAGAGAAGAUACAGGACGUGAAGGCCCAGAUACUGGCCACCAUCAAACUGCUUCUAAGAAAGGUGCGCGGCAGUUUCCAGCCUCAUGUGUCGAAGGGCUUAGAGUCACUACUUGGCACAAGAGCGGGCUAUGAUGCCCGGACGCAUAUUGUCAGCGGACUCGAACUACUCGCCGACGAGCUGGUGACAAUCGGAGACGCAGACGAGAUCACCGUCACCAUGACGCGACGUCUAAGCUCCAUGGACACCGACGCCAAAGGCUGCCGCAGCCUCUCCAUGGGACUCCACGUGCUCAAGCAGCUAAUCGACACACGGACUACCUUCGUCCCGAACGAAGCCGAGAUCCACGACCUCGCAGCCCUUGCGAGCCGCUGUCUGGAGAGCAAGGAGAGCGGCGUGCGCAUGGACGCCGUGCAGCUCUGCGUAGCGCUCCAUAGCCGGCUCGGAGAGAACACCUUCUGGGAGUCCAUGAAGAGCGUCAAGGAUGACCCGAAAAGCCUCAUCACGUACUACGUCGUCAAACGCCAGAGAGAGGGUCAAGCGGCCGCUUAG